Messenger RNA from Choloepus didactylus (southern two-toed sloth), 7828 nucleotides. RefSeq names its product integrator complex subunit 9 (gene INTS9). Gene Ontology annotation, cellular component: integrator complex. Lineage: Eukaryota; Metazoa; Chordata; Mammalia; Pilosa; Megalonychidae. Gene Ontology annotation, biological process: snRNA processing. The transcript is spliced from 17 exons. The coding region runs from base 278 to 2254 and encodes 658 amino acids. The record is from RefSeq and is a predicted model, not a curated record.
GAGAAAGAGAGAGCGAGAAGGUGAAGAGGCAACGGGGAUGAAUUUGAGCUAAGAGAAGGAGGAGUUUAGAGAGGAAAGGGAAGAAAAGGAAAGAUGACCACAGUUCCCGUGAUGCUUCUAGGAGUGACUACAUUUCCCAUGACUCCCUGGGAGAGGGGAGCGUAGGGAAGAAAGACUGCAUGUUCCGAGAUUCUCCUUGCGGGUCGGUGUUGGGAAUUGAACCGGAAGCUGCUUUCUGGGUUUGAGGAGUCGAAUAUUGAACAACCAGAAGUCCGAUAUGAAACUGUAUUGCCUGACAGGGCAUCCAACCUUACCAUGCAAUGUGCUCAAAUUCAAAUCAACCACCAUCAUGUUGGACUGUGGACUGGACAUGACUUCCACUCUCAAUUUCCUUCCUUUGCCACUUGUUCAAAGUCCCAGGCUGUCUAAUCUUCCUGGCUGGUCUCUAAAGGAUGGAAAUGCUUUCUUGGACAAGGAGCUAAAGGAGUGCUCGGGUCAUGUAUUUGUGGAUUCUGUUCCUGAAUUCUGCUUACCAGAGACCGAGCUAAUAGAUUUGUCUACAGUAGAUGUGAUUCUCAUCUCUAACUAUCACUGCAUGAUGGCACUGCCCUAUAUCACUGAGCACACCGGUUUCACAGGCACAGUAUAUGCUACAGAACCCACCGUUCAGAUUGGCAGGCUUCUCAUGGAAGAGCUGGUGAAUUUCAUUGAAAGAGUGCCGAAGGCUCAGUCUGCCUCCUUGUGGAAGAAUAAGGAUGUGCAGCGGCUACUGCCUUCGCCCCUCAAGGAUGCAGUGGAAGUGUCAACCUGGAGAAGAUGCUAUUCAAUGCAAGAGGUGAACUCUGCUCUUAGUAAAAUCCAGCUGGUUGGAUAUUCUCAGAAAAUUGAGCUUUUUGGUGCAGUCCAGGUGACUCCUCUCAGCUCUGGGUAUGCCCUUGGUAGCUCCAACUGGAUUAUUCAGUCCCAUUAUGAGAAAGUGUCAUACGUCUCUGGAUCCUCUUUGCUUACCACACAUCCCCAGCCCAUGGACCAAGCUUCUCUCAAAAAUAGCGAUGUUCUCAUUCUGACCGGGCUUACCCAGAUUCCAACUGCAAACCCAGAUGGUAUGGUGGGAGAGUUCUGCAGCAACCUGGCACUGACAGUUCGAAAUGGAGGUAACGUGUUGGUUCCCUGUUACCCUUCUGGAGUGAUCUAUGACCUCCUGGAAUGCCUGUAUCAAUACAUUGACUCAGCCGGCCUCUCCAGUGUCCCUUUCUACUUCAUCUCUCCAGUGGCUAACAGUUCACUUGAGUUUUCACAGAUUUUUGCUGAGUGGCUUUGUCACAACAAACAGUCUAAGGUGUAUCUCCCAGAACCUCCUUUUCCUCAUGCAGAGCUCAUUCAGACCAAUAAGCUGAAGCACUAUCCCAGCAUCCAUGGAGACUUCAGCAACGAUUUCAGACAGCCGUGUGUGGUGUUCACUGGGCACCCUUCCCUCCGGUUUGGGGAUGUGGUGCACUUCAUGGAGCUCUGGGGAAAAUCUAGUCUCAACACUGUCAUAUUCACAGAACCUGAUUUCUCAUACCUGGAAGCACUGGCUCCCUACCAGCCUUUGGCCAUGAAAUGCAUUUACUGCCCCAUUGAUACACGACUGAAUUUCAUCCAAGUGUCAAAGCUGCUUAAAGAAGUACAGCCCCUCCAUGUGGUGUGUCCUGAGCAGUAUACCCAGCCACCCCCAGCCCAGUCACACAGGAUGGAUCUGAUGAUUGAUUGCCAGCCACCUGCCAUGUCCUAUCGACGGGCAGAGGUCCUUGCCCUGCCCUUCAAACGCCGGUAUGAGAAAAUUGAAAUCAUGCCUGAGCUUGCAGAUUCCCUGGUGCCCAUGGAAAUUAAGCCUGGCAUUUCCUUGGCAACCGUUUCGGCUGUGCUGCAUACUAAAGAUAACAAGCACGUUCUUCAGCUUCCUCCAAGGCCCACCCAGCCCACAAGCAGUAAGAAGAGAAAGCGGGUGAGCGAUGACAUGCCAGACUGCAAGGUUUUGAAGCCUUUGUUGAGUGGCUCCAUCCCUGUAGAGCAGUUUGUGCAGACCCUGGAGAAGCACGGCUUCAGUGAUAUUAAGGUGGAAGACACAGCCAAGGGCCAUAUUGUCCUGCUCCAGGAAGCUGAGACACUCAUCCAGAUUGAGGACGAUUCAACCCACAUCAUUUGUGACAAUGAUGAGAUGCUCAGGGUACGACUGCGAGACCUUGUCCUCAAAUUCUUACAGAAGUUCUAAAUGGAAUGUCUCCACUUCCCUGAAAUCCUACAGCCCUUCACUAUGGCUGCCCUACUGAAGCAAGUCAGCUGAAGAAAGGGAUAAAAAGCUGUUGGAUACAUCUUUGUAAUGUUCUUUGGCAUACAUAAUGAAGAAGUAGUUCUUAAGGGAAAUAAUCAGGAGAUAUGGACAGAAUUUCCUGGCACUGUUUCAGGCAAGAACUUUCCCUUUAACUUUAGAUUCAUUUUCUUUCCAAUUCUGGGUCUCCUGAGAAGCCAGGGUGGUAGGACAACAAGCUGAGGACUACCAUAAGAGUGACUGACAGAAGCAGCUUUCCAAGAGCUUAAUAGUGGAAGGGAAGGUAAAAAGAUGACUGACUCAUUAUCUUAUGUAGUGUAUAUUUGGUUUUCACAGUUUCACAGGCCUGGGGCAAAGGAAUGAGUCUUAGUUUUACUUACUUGCCUACAGUGCUACACCUAAAAAUAAAAGAUGAUCCCCCAAAAUAGUAAAAUUAACUGAUCUAUCCAUAUUUUAUAUUGUGAGCCCACUUUGUUAAUAAAACUUAUUUUAAUAUAGGAGUAUCUGUGCUCUGUUGAUCCUACAAUUUUUAUAGAUCUGGAAAAAUACAUACAGUACAAUAUAUACUUAGAAAACACCAAAGCAGCAAAUUUUAGUUUGGUGUAUCAAAUCAUAUGACACAGCAUUGUUUGCAAAAAGUCAGAUUUAAUUCUUCUUAAAUAGUAUGAAAAGGAGUUUAACUUUAUCUGAACUAUGUCUGUAUGAAAAACUGGCAUAGAUUAAUCAGCCACAACCUUAUGGGGGAGGGUCCUGGACAGGUAGCUCAGGCUCUACUAGUUGAGCGUUGCCUGUCAUUGCCUUUUCCACAGGCAUCUGCAGACCCACUAGUAACCAUAGGUUUUAGAGAAAAGUAUUUGUUGACAAAAGAUUACUGCAUUUGAAAUAAUGCUGCUUCUGAAUUAUUAAAGCAGAUAUUUACCAGAUUACAUCUAAUCUAAGAUACCAUCAAUUGUAACAUACCAAUUUUGCAAGAAUUAAAAUAUGGGGGAGAAAAAAGCACAAGUCUUAGAGUUAGUGAACUGCGGCAGUGGGUCUAGCUCAGCCUACUCUUCUCACAGUAUUUUUAGACAGGUUGCAUUCAGUCUGUAGUCAGCCCUCCAACUCUGCUAACAAUUAACCAUCACAAGAUGAUUUAGUUGUUCAAGAACUAUAUAAAACUUCAAUAGAACUAACUGCUCAAGUUUUUUGAGAGCUGUCAGCUCUCUCUUGGAAUGAACAUAUCAAUAGGAAUGAGUUCUUUAUACUAAAGGAGAAAAAAGGAAACUUCAUUUUUGCCAUUUCCAAAUUCAGAUUUAGACACAAGAAUGUUUAAACUAGUCUCUUUUUUUUUCCCCAAGAUACAGCUCAUUCCAAUAAAGGGGCCUAGCCUAUAUCUAUGGAAUAUGUCACUAAAAAAGCCAACUACUGUGGCUCUUGUAUUGCCAUUACAAGAAAUUGAUGCCAUCACUAUGAAAAUUCAGUUUUGUUUUUAGGAGAAUUAUAAAUAUGCAUCAGACAUUGGAUACUUCCAAAUAAAACUUUUGAGAGAAUCAAGUUAAAUUAGAGCUCAAAAGAAAUCAAAUGGUUAUUUUAUUUAAAUGCCCUUCCAAUUAUAAGUAAAGGAAUGACUUGGAUUUGUCAAAGUUUGAUUUAUUUUAAAGGACUUGAUCAAAGAACCCAAGGUAUUUGUCCCUUCAGGCAUGGUUACUAAAGGAGCAAAAAGGAGAUUACUAUAAAUUAAUCAGUAAACACCUGAUAGGCAGGGAAUAAUUCAGAAAUGUUGAAGGUUUUAAUCAAGUCAUCAUUUCCCACUAGUGACAGAAGCAGGAAGAAGCAAAGAAUCAUUUGAGCAGAGAGAAAUUCUAGAGCUGACCUUUCCAAGCAUUAGGAGAAGGCAGAUACAAAUCACUACUUGGAGUUCAGAUAUUUGGAUAUCAAACCAGGCUGGUUAGUGGAAGAACCAGAAGAAACGACAGGCUCUGCCCUUUGCCUGCUGUAAUACUCCACUGAUGGAUGGAUCCAAUUCCAGAACUGCAGCCCAGGACUACUGAUAGCAUCCUGGUGAAAAGUCUGACAUCUUGAAAACUUUCUACUUGAGACAAACAAAAUCCUAAUGCUUAAACAGUAAUUGAAAAACCAUUAAGAUUAAUGCGGAACCUGAUUUUGUUUCUAUUAUUUCUUUAAAUCUUUCUAUGCAGCAGUAUAUUAGGAUCUAUUGUUGUGCAACAAUUACCCCAAAACUUCGUGGCUUAGAAAAACAAACAUUUGUUAGCUCACAGUUUCUGUGAUCCAGGAAUCUGGUGUGGCUUGGCUGGGUGCUACUGGUUCAAGGUUGUCUUUCCACAAGGAUGCCAUCGAGGGGUUGAAAGGAAACUAAUGUACAGAAUUUAAGCAGCUUUCCCAAAGAUAGUGUGGAAGUUAAGUACAGCCUGCCACCUCUCCCUGGGACCCACAGAUAAAUGCUGUGCUCAGGACUAGAUGUGUUAGUUUAGCUCCUAGGAUGGGUAAGAAUGUGGGCUUACUCCCUUCUUGAGUCACCUUGACAUACCACAGCAGACAGUAAUCUGCCCACACAUUCCUCCCUCUUUUUGCCCUGAGCACAUGUAAACAUGUCCAGACUAGGGGUGUAAGUUUUAUGGCACCUACCACCCCCACUUCUAUAUCUCUUCCUGGUGGGGAGAGAGUAGUGUCCUUUGUUUUGUGGCAGAAGAAGGGUGUGCACAUGACAUCCCCCUACCUCUGCUGUAGAUUGAAUCCCACUGGCCAGGGAGACCAACGCCCACUAUUGAAGCUGAACUUGCUGUCUCUUCUCCAUGUGAGUGAACACUGAUCCGAACACUGAUCCAAACACUGAUCCAUCCAGUGCCUGUAUAAGUUGUGCUUUGCUGGCAACCCCAAAAUGUGCAUACCAUGGAGUGGGUUGAGACCCUAGGACUACUGUUCUGGUGGCAGGCACUGGUAUGCUCUUGCUACCCCCCACACUGUGAGAUUCCUCCCCUGGAGAUGGUAAUAGAUGUCUCUUUCUGACUGAUAGUUUGGCACAACGAGCAGGACGCUGACACAUAGCCCCUAAGUGGCUUCUGCCUUACCAUAAAUGUCAUAUGUGAGUAUCUGGGAUCAGGAGCUGGCUAUUAAUGCAUUUCUUUUCUUGUAAAGGUAUCGACUACUUUGUUUCUCCUUGAUCCUUCCAGAGUUGAAGCUUUCUGACCCUUACAGCUGUCGCAUAAAGCAGGAUUCAGUUGUUUCAAACUGCAAUAAAGUAGCAACAGAAAUAAGAGUGAAAAAAACUCUAAAAGUAUAUGAUGAUAUAUUAAUAACAGCCAAGCAAAUUGGUGAGUAGAAUGGGGGAGGCUUCUUUUUUCUGGCCCUGAGUCUAUUUUUCCCCUACAGCAGCAAGGAGACUUGAGGCUGUCUUACUGUUUCAUGCCACACGAUGGGAAGGUAGAUAACACUUGAUGUUUUCAAAUUCACUACAGUGGGAUUAUGGGUAAAUAACAUUACUCUUCUUUGAACAGGGUAUAAAUGACCAGCUCUUAUUCUGAGGAAGUCUCUACCAAGUCCUGGAAACAGGCAGCACAGAACUAAGCUAAAAAUGUCUAAUCUUGCUGGAGACUGGAACCAGCAUCAGUCAUGAGUUUAUUCUCUAAAUAUGAAGCACCACAGUCUCCACUGCUCCUUAGUAGCCCAUUAAGGCUUUAAAUAACUCAUUAAAUAUUAUUUUACAUAUGUUAAACUUAAGCACAUGUUGAAUCAUAGGACAAAAUUGUCUUACUCACAUCUUGUUAUUGGGCAUGUAAAAUGUUUCCUGUUUCUCUUCUUUUAUUAUGAGGCAACUGAAAAAAAUGGAGAUCAAGCCCCUUGGAUAACAAGUCUUGUGUUUGCAGGAUUUACCCUUUAUCCUUCUCUGGGAUAACCCAUUUAUAAGUCUUCUUGACAUAAAACUAUGAAAUCAAUCACAAGUAAAAAGUAACUUUAAUUUGUAUAACAUACAAUAAGAUCUAUUAAACACAUUAUCAACUGAAAUAAAGUUUGGUAACAUUUUUUAGGUUUUAUAAUAUAAAUCUUUAGUAACUAAUUGCAAUCUUCACAUACUUGAAAAAUAAUGAACUUUGAUUUUACAAAGAAAAGUCUUUUCAAUCAGCAAUAGGCAUUUAUUAAGCCCUUGCUAUAUUCUGUGCCUUGUGCUGUCUCUGAUGAUUUUAGCUCAUCAGAAUAACAGACAAAAAAGUUUCUCCCCAACUUCUCACAAUUGUAAGAAAGCAACUUUGCUCCAGGACCACGAGCACUCCAAGGACAGGAUCUGUGUCCCCCAUGAGGCUUGGCACAUAGUUAGCACGAUGGGGAGUGGGGGUCGAAAAUUUCAUGAAUAUAUAAGAUUAACAGGCCUAAUCGACAUUUCCUGGGGGUUAACAUUUUAACUUAAGUUUUCUAAACAUGAGAACCUAUACUUAAGUGUAGCACACCCUAUGCAAAUGAAAUAGCUGCCAUUCAGCCCCGCUCUAAAAUGACUACUUGACUCAGUUAAGGGCUUACUGAUGAUACGGAUCAAGGGUUAGCAAACUGGCCAACAGGCUAAAUCUGGCCCACAGACUAAGAAAAGUUUAAAAAAAAAUACAUGAGUCAGAAAUCAUGUAUUUGACCCACAAAGCUAUCUGGCCCUUUACCAAAAUAGUUUGUCAAUUCUGCUCAAGUGUGUAAAUUUUAUUAAACACUUUAAUGAUACUUAAUUCAAAUAAAGGUUAAAUAGCUGUAUGGCUGUGUAAGCUCUCCCUUGCAGAUAAACUGAACUAUGCAAAAAGACAAAAAUUAAAAAACUAAUAAUUUUUUUUUAAGCCUGAUGGCACUAGAGACAGUAAAGAAAAAAGCAGCCAAAUUCUAAGUAAGAUUCAACACUUGAAAGAAAGGAAUAGAAGAUGGGUUUCCAUCUUUAUGGCUUUUACCCUGAGGGCAGACCAAAGUCAGCACUGUGUGAUGCAUCUAAAACUUGGAUAAAAAUCUGCAUUUUCUGAAUAACCAGAGAACGUAGUGCAGGGUAACCACAGCUGCUAUGAAGUGAGAGAAAUAUCCCAGAAGAGAGGGGCAGAGAGCCAAAGCCCCAAAUUAUAUAAACUGCCCAGAUCCCUGACAGCUCCCUGAAAUAUUCAUGCAUGGAGCAGAAUAUAAUGAAAAGGCAGAGACCGUCAGAAUGGAUAAAAUUUAUCAAAAAAAAAAUGAACUAUAUGCUGCCUACAAGAGAUGCACAUUAAAUAUAAGGACACAAAUAGGUUGAAAGUAAAUGGAUGCAAAAAGAUAUACCAUGUGAAAAGCAUAUAUAGGAGAGCUGGCAUGGCCGUAUUAAUAUCUGAUGAUAAACUAGAGAAAGAUUACUAGGUGUGCUGAUUUGUAUAUAUUACAUACCCCAGAAGAAGCUAUAUUCCUUAAUGCAGUCUUGUGGGGGGCAGAUGUAUUAAGAAUUGAUUAGGUUGGAACCUUUUAAUUGUUUCCAUGGAGAUGUAACCCACCCAACUGUGAAUGACACCUUUGGUUAGGGUGUGACCU